This is a messenger RNA of Umbelopsis ramanniana AG, 806 nucleotides long. RefSeq lists its product as uncharacterized. Bases 36 to 605 code for a protein of 189 amino acids. The record is from RefSeq and is a predicted model, not a curated record. The transcript has a single exon. Gene Ontology annotation, molecular function: protein binding. Lineage: Eukaryota; Fungi; Mucoromycota; Umbelopsidomycetes; Umbelopsidales; Umbelopsidaceae.
UCAUUCUUUACACCAGACACAUUACUCUACCCAUAAUGACCAAUUCUCUCCAACUUUCUAAUAUUCCUCUUGAAUUAAUAUGUCUCGUGCUACAACAAAUGAGCAUUGAAGACCUGGUCAGAAUUGAACGCACCAAUAGACACAUUCAGUCCUUAGUACUGUACGAAAUUGAGAAACGCAUACAGCACUGGAGCGAAGGAUCAAGUAGUGGUGAUGAGCAGCUAAAGUGGAGAAUGCUUGUCCACUUGUCUGAACAAGAAGCACGACCAUACAAAUUUGAUCCUAUCACCAAGCAAGUCACAUGCGAAGUUCCUAUGAAGCCUAUCGAGAUUCGAUUAUGUUGGGAUCAUCGACGAGAAGUACACUGUCAAUUGCUGCAACGUCAAAAUAACCCAUCCUCGUCCGCCGUCAAGAGCAUCAAUGAUGGCUUCACUUUCACCCUUGAACCUACUACACCUGUGGGCAAGACGACUGAGUGCCAUACUAAGGGCAAACGCUGCGAAAUCGACGCUGCCGUUAGGAAGGAGCAAGAAUGCGGCGAGACCACCUAUGCCCUUCAAGUGACCGAACUGCGAGUACCUUUAGAAUUACUUGCAAGCUCGUAAAUUGCGAAAGAAUAUUCUAGCACUCAGCCAUACCCUACCAUAUAUUCUAAUAUGGUUAAUCCAAAGACCACACACAACAAUACCCGCAUUUCCCUUCGCAUGUACCAUAGAACAACCAAAAAUGUUUUGGCAUUUUCAUUUCAUUUCAUUCCCAUCCACUUAAUAAAGCAACAAUACAUGAAUUUACCUCUUUCAAUAAUA